Erpetoichthys calabaricus (reedfish) is the source of this 1158-nucleotide messenger RNA. Its product is annotated as cytosolic phospholipase A2 gamma-like. Gene Ontology annotation, molecular function: calcium ion binding; calcium-dependent phospholipid binding. The record is from RefSeq and is a predicted model, not a curated record. Lineage: Eukaryota; Metazoa; Chordata; Cladistia; Polypteriformes; Polypteridae. Gene Ontology annotation, cellular component: cytosol; nuclear envelope; nucleoplasm. The coding region runs from base 1 to 1053 and encodes 350 amino acids. The transcript is spliced from 10 exons. Gene Ontology annotation, biological process: glycerophospholipid catabolic process.
AUGGCAGUUGGGAUUCUGGAACUUCCUCAGAUUGACAGUAAGCAUGUUCGCUUCUCAAAAGGACUUUCUGCUGGAGAACGUUUGGCAGUAGAGGAGCGGAAAAUUAAGUGUGCUGAAGCAUUGGGAAAGUUGCCAGCAAUGCAUAUAACAGAGGACCAGGUUCCAGUCAUCGCUGUAUUAGGCUCCGGAGGUGGCAUACGUGCCAUGUUGAGUCUUUUGGGCUCAUUGUCAGGACUUCAGGAAAUCGGGGUGUUGGACUGUGUGACCUACAUUUGUGGAGUGUCUGGGUCUACUUGGGCUAUGAGUUCUUUAUGUGAAAAUCCUGAGUGGACUAAAGAUUUAGAAUCUUUAACUAAAGACAUCUGCAGUAAGGUAGUAAGACAAGAUGCUUCUUGGGAAAAAAUCAUUGACAUUAUCUUUGAGGAAGAACGUCUCCGGAAAAGAUUGGUGGAAGCUGCCAGAAAAAACGACUUCUCGUUGACAGACGUUUGGGCAGCAGCUGUCAGCUAUCUGAUUGGAAAGGAAAACACUCACUUUCUUUCAAGUCAUCAAAAAUCUGUGAAAAGGGGGAUAAACCCAUACCCAGUAUAUGCUGCAAUUAAUAAAGAAGCCUUCGACAUAGAAGAAAAGUGUCACCCAGAAAUUUGGUUUGAAUUCACACCCCAUGAAUGUGGCUUUCCAUAUUACGAAGCAUUUAUUGAAACAAGUGACUUCGGGAGCAAAUUUGAAGAGGAAGCUGUAACAAAAAGCCAUCCAGAGCUUGAUGUGUGUCAUUUACAAGGUAUAUGGGGCAGUGCAAUGGCACACGAGGAAACAUUGAGGCGAUAUGUAAAAGAUAAAGUAAAAGACCUCUGGAAAACUAAUGUUGAUUGUGAUCCAGGCAUUGUGGAUUUCAUUUUUGACUCACUACAUGGUCAAGUUGAACAAGGAAUGAAAAUGAUCACUGAGUAUACCAUGAACCAGAUAGAGGAGACUUUUGCAAACGGUAAUGUAUUUGCUGUUUUCCUAAUGUUGUGCAGUUCUGAUUUUUUCAAAUUGCACUGUGGUAAAUAAAAAUACAAUCAGUAGCAUACCUUCUAACACUUUUAACAUGUCAGCCAUCCAACUGUUACAAUGCACAUAUGGAAAUAUAGUUGAGAGAAAAAGACGUAAGGAUAU